GCUUGUAGCAUCAGGCAAUCUCUCUGUCUCUCUGUUUCUUACUGAGUACCAGUUUUCACAUUUCAGAGUUUUGUGACUUUUUCCUAAAUCUAAAGAGGGAUUAGCCUCUACUAUAGAAUCUUGUGUUCCAAAAUCACAGAAACAAAAAUGGAUGAGGAGUUUCUCCCAUUGCAAAACAGAGAAGACAGCACUCUGAAGGAGGGCUUGGGUGGAGAAGAGGACGGAAAAGAAGAGAUGGGACAAGUGCUCAGUGUUGCAGGUCAUGGGUGUAGCUCAGAGGGGGUGAGCGGUUGGGGUUCACUUCCUGAUGUGUGUUUGCGGCACGUGUUCAGGUUUCUCACUGACCGUAAUCGCAGAAAUGCAGACCUGGUUUGUCACCACUGGCACAAUGUCAUGCGUUCUCCCUCUCUCUGGCGCUCCCACUUCUUCCACUUCAAUGGUCGGCUGUCCAAAUACAGGCAGUCUGAAUACUGCUCUGCUGUGGCCUAUGUCCGCUCUCUGGGAGUCUACCUGGAGCAGCUGGAGGUGUGUGUGUGUCCUCCACGCAGGUCCUUAGUAGCCCGGCGACUGGAGCAAGCCAUCAGCGGGCUAUUUUCUGAGCUUACUAGAGUAAAUGCACCACUGAAGUACCUCUCCCUCAUGAGACUGGGGUUGGACCAGCCCUCCUGGACUGUAGAGCUCAGGAACUCUUUAGUAGACUACCUGAUUCUCUUCCUCCGCAGAGGGGCCUCAAGGCUCACCUCUGUUUGUCUGAGUGAGAUGCGAAUCUGCAUGAAUCAGGGUCUGGAGGUGCUUUCUGUCCUGGCACAUUCUCAGAGGUGCUACUACCCCCAGUGCUCUUCUUUGGACUUGAGGGGAUUCUUUUCUGGUGAACUGCAAGUACACCGUAACUCUGACAUGCCCCGCAUCCUGCGCUACCUGCAGGGCCUCACCGACCUGAGCCUGAGUUACUCCUGCUUGUCAGAUGAGCUGCUAAUGGCAUUCCAGCACAGACAGCGAGGAUGGAGAGAUGUCACCUACUUGCAAACAUUUUCACUGCACUGUACUUUGAAUGAGCCCCAUGAACAGGUGGUGUGUGGUUGCUCAUGGGCAACUUUGGCAUCAAGCUGCCCGGGCCUGAAAGUCAAGCUUACAGUGGACCAAAUCAUCAACACUGACAGGCUCGCAGGGAUACUGCUUCCUGAGAUUCCCUUGACAGAAUACUCCAUGACAGCUUUCUACUCCCCCGAUCAAAACUGGAGCACCCUGCCGCUCCUCUGUCGCAUGCUGCCUCGGUACAGGCACAGUCUGCAGUAUCUUAGCCUGGACCUGAGCAAUUGCAGCGAAUCCCUGGAUGAGGAGCUGUUGGAGCUGGUUAAGGUGUGUGAGCGCCUGGAGCAGCUGAGAAUCUGGGCUUUCUUGGAAAUCAGCACUGUGCAGAGGCUGCUACACAUCAGACUGACAAAAAAGAACUUACUCAACAAGAUCAGAGUGAGAAUCUACUCAAUACACGACGAAACUGAAGAGCAGGAAUACCAGCUGAAGGAAUUAUUGUCUUCCUAUCUGCAUCUCCCUCCUGAACUGGACUUUUUCGCUAAAGUCUGCCCCUUUGUAUGAUCACACAUAAAUAAAUAAAAUGAA
Molecule: messenger RNA, 1620 nt
Organism: Perca fluviatilis (European perch)
Lineage: Eukaryota; Metazoa; Chordata; Actinopteri; Perciformes; Percidae
Product: F-box only protein 39-like
Exons: 6
Coding region: 148-1596 (482 amino acids)
Molecular function (GO): protein binding
Source: RefSeq, a predicted model, not a curated record